GGCCUAUGGCAUGGGACUUCCGUUCGAUGAAACAGGAACAGGAAGUUCCUCGCGACCCCGAGACGGCGAAAUAAAAACAUCCUGUUGCGAUGCGAAGAUUCCGCGAAAUAAACACUCCACGCGCACGCGACAGAGAACGUGGCGCGAAUCUGACACGCGGUUCCUUACGUGUUUCUCGUCGAGCGAGUUCGUUAUUUUUAUGGCCCACUUUCGGAUUCCGGUGACCCAAGGUCGAAUGGCAGCUACUAACGCCCGAAAAAUGAGUCGUUCUUACAGCUGCCGUCGAUCGUCGCCGAAGAAUUCAUCAUUACCAUCAUGGAUAAUUUAAUUUCAGAGUCCGUUUGCACGAAGGGGAUUGAGCUUGACGCGCAAGGAUGCAAUCUAUGCAAGAGAGCAUAUGUGCUAAUGAUAUCGAGAGUCUAGAUGCGGAUACUGUUAUACCAGUUGAACUAUUCGAUUGCAAUGUCUCAUCUCAUUCGAGAACCCAAGAUGCCUCGACGAUGGUGGAACUUGGGAAACAGCUCCUACAUAAUGCAAAAAAUGGAGACACUGAGACUGUUCGUGAGCUCAUGUGUAGAGGCGCACCAUUUACCACAGAUUGGCUUGGUACCAGUGCGCUUCACUUAGCUGCACAGAACAAUCAUUUAGAGACUGCUGAAGUUUUACUUAGAGCAGGAAUAUCGAGGGAUGCUAGGACAAAGGUUGAUAGAACUCCGUUACACAUGGCAGCAUAUGAGGGCCAUCAUCAGAUGGUACAAUUGUUGCUUAAUUAUGGAGCGGAUGUUGAUAGUAGAGACAUGCUAAAAAUGACCCCGCUACACUGGGCAGUAGAACACGAGCAUGUAGAUGUGAUGCACAUUUUAUUAGAUCAUGGAGCUGAUACGAAUGCAACUAGUAAAUUUCACAAAACUCCAAUUAGUCUUGCGUUAGAACAUGAUAGGUUAGACUUAGUGGAUAUAUUACAACAACAAAGGGAAAUAAUAGGUAUCCCAACUCAUCAACAGAAUCAAGCUAAUUCUGCGGAAUUAGACGUAGCUACGCAUAAUUUAGUACAAUUAGAGGCUGAAAACAAUAGCAGAAGUUCGAUAAUGCAGGAAGAGGAACAGUACAAGUUUGAAAGCAUAAAGCAACAACGUAAACGUAAACAUUCUCAAGCACAAAUUGAAAAAAAGCAAAAAAUGGUUUUUCAUCAAAUCUCUAUAUCACCAAACAACACGGAUGGUGAAGAUAAAGAAACUGAAGAUGUUGAAUUGAUUGAUACAAAUACUAUUACGAAUAAUAAAAAACAUAAAGAUAUUAUGUCGAUAGGAAAUAUCAGUAAACAGUUUAGGUUAUUAGAAGCACAUGGAAUCACAAUGAUACCUAUGGACGAUGAAUCAUCUAUUGUAGAAAAUGCAAUGGAAAGUGGAAGAACAGUAGUUUUGACAGAAGCUGGAAAACUUGCUUUAAAUUUAACAAAAGGUUCGUCGAUUAAGCGCCUUGCUUCGCGAAAAGGGGCGAGAAAAGUUAUAGCAAUUAGAACGGAUCAGAUUCACUCUAAAAUCUUAAGUCCAAAUUCUAAUACAUCUGCUCUUACACGGGGUCCAAAUAUUUUGAAAAGAAAUGCUGUAGAUAACAAAGCGGCAAAGUUAUUUGUUACAACAAUCUCUAAUGUUACAACACCUACUGUUAGUGAAAUCAAGAACUCACUUUCAUUGAAGGAGAAAAUUGCGAGUUUUCCAACUAAGGUCACAGAAUCAACAGUUUUACAAUUGAAUGACGAGGUAGAAGAAAUAAUUGAAGAGGAUGCGGGAAAUAAUGAGCCCAUAACAGAUGUAGCGAUAUUAAGCAAACAAUUAGCAGAAGCGCGAAGACAAGCUGCUGAAUAUCGUAAACAAUUGCAAGAGAAAGAGAAAGAAGCGGAAAUAUAUAAGCAACAACUUAAAAACAUCACAGCGCAAAUAACAUCUAAGUGAUUUUGUACAGGUAUAGAUUUCAUAUUCAAUUUCAUGGUUCACAUGUCAUCAAAUCAGAUUUAUUUCUUUAUACCAAAAAAAUUUUGGAAGUUUGU
Molecule: messenger RNA, 2050 nt
Organism: Camponotus floridanus (Florida carpenter ant)
Lineage: Eukaryota; Metazoa; Arthropoda; Insecta; Hymenoptera; Formicidae
Gene: Atac3
Product: GA-binding protein subunit beta-1
Exons: 7
Coding region: 375-1955 (526 amino acids)
Biological process (GO): positive regulation of transcription by RNA polymerase II
Cellular component (GO): nucleus
Molecular function (GO): protein binding; transcription cis-regulatory region binding
Source: RefSeq, a predicted model, not a curated record